Closterium sp. Yama58-4 is the source of this 603-nucleotide messenger RNA. The record is from the annotation of a GenBank genome assembly. Lineage: Eukaryota; Viridiplantae; Streptophyta; Zygnematophyceae; Desmidiales; Closteriaceae.
AUGAACCGGGUCAAUGGAGUCAAGGCCAGUCUCUUCCUGCCGUGUCAGCCACUUAGGGGAGUGCUGCAGGUGGAGGGGCGGACAGCAGACACGGCCACUGUUGGGUUUGCCUAUCAGCACCCCUUGGGAACGCGUGUGACGCCCUCACUCUCCCUCGCCGAUCGGGGAGUGUCAGUGGAGGUGCUUCAGCCAAUCACAGUGCGACAGCUGGGACCCGCUGUCAAGCCCGAGGCUCAAAUGCGAUUCAAGAGCACAAUAUCAGGCACAAGGCAAGGGUGGGAGAUGGAGACAACACGGUUCCUGGGAACCAAUGAGAUAGUAGGGGGAGCAGCAGAGGCAUCUCAGGGCGUGUUGGCAGUCAGUGUUGGGUACAAGGCUGGUGUGGCACCUGUUGCCUUCUUCACCCUUUUCGGCGGUGGUCGCAGGAGGCGGAAAACAGCAGUGACGGGCAAGGGAGCUGGUUACCAGCUGAGUGUCAACAGCGUGACAAUAACAGCAGUGAUGGGCAAGGGAGCUGGUUACCAGCUGAGGCUGGAAUUUCCGCCGUCCAAUCUCAGACGAGCAGUGAUCUCAUGGGAUGCCACCCAUGGGAUUGACUUCUAG